Prunus armeniaca (apricot) is the source of this 177-nucleotide messenger RNA. The record is from the annotation of a GenBank genome assembly. NCBI's taxonomy places the organism in Eukaryota, Viridiplantae, Streptophyta, Magnoliopsida, Rosales, Rosaceae.
AUGAUGACUGCAUCAAAUGCAAAUGCAUUGAUCCACUCUGAUCUCAAAGACCUUGCCGCUGCUACUAAAAAGCUUGCCAACCAUGCCAUCCAUCUGGGGCAGCUUAGGCUUUGGCACCUCUUUCCUCAAAUGGGUUGGUUCUUUUGCUACAAUGUAUGCCCCUCUCCUUAUUAUUGA